Molecule: messenger RNA, 2043 nt
Organism: Penicillium argentinense
Lineage: Eukaryota; Fungi; Ascomycota; Eurotiomycetes; Eurotiales; Aspergillaceae
Exons: 3
Coding region: 1-2043 (680 amino acids)
Biological process (GO): lipid metabolic process
Cellular component (GO): cytosol
Molecular function (GO): acetoacetate-CoA ligase activity
Source: RefSeq, a predicted model, not a curated record
AUGGCUAGUUCCGCACUUCACAGCGACAUGCAGAAGCCUCGUCCCAUAUGGACGCCUGUUAUACCACCCGCCCAGAUUCCCAUGAACAUAUAUCGUGCGCAUAUCAAUCGAAAGUUCAACCAGAACCUGCAAUCAUCGCAGGAAUUACAUCAAUGGUCGGUGAAGCACCUGCAAGACUUCUGGAUGGACCUCCAUCAGUAUACUGGCAUCGUCCCAGCCUUGCCUCCGAGUAUCACCGCCGCAUUUGAUGCCUCCAUACCCAUGGAAAGGGUCCCGGAGUUCUUUCGAGGGGCAACAGUCAACUAUGCAGAGAAUGUGCUCGCUGGUCGCGAUUUGAACAAGACGGCGCUUGUUGGCAUUCGAGAAGGUCAGAAUCUCGCCGGGGAGGUAUGGACAUGGGGCCGACUGCGUGAGAAUGUGCGGAAGGCAAGAAGUGCUCUGCUCCAGCUGGGCAUUCAAGAAGGCGAUCGAGUGGCUGCCAUUAUCUCUACCAGUGUGUGGUCAGUCGGGCUCUUCCUCGCUACGGCAAGCAUUGGCGCCAUCUGGACGAGCAUUGCGCCUGAUUUGGGUGAAGAAGGAUGUAUAUCACGCCUGCAACAGGUCGCCCCGAAAGUUCUGCUGGCCGACGCUGAAUCCACCUACAAGGGCAAGAUGCGAUCUAACGUGCUCAAGAUUCGCAAUGUCGAGCAAGCCAUGAAAACUAAGCCUCGGGUAUUUCUGAUCCCCAUCACGGGCUCCCACGAGCAGACGUUCCCGAGCCUGGAUGACUUCUUGUCUAUGUCGAGAAUGGGAGACGCCCUGGAAUUCAAGAGGCUAGCCUUCUCUCAACCAUUGUACAUCCUCUAUACUAGCGGGACGACCGGACAGCCGAAAUGCCUAGUCCACAGCCACAGUGUCAUCUUGCAACAUAAGAAGACAUCGGUUCUCCAUAACUCUCUGACGGAGCAAGAUGUCGUGUUUCAGUAUAGUAGUACCUCGUGGGUGCUCUGGAAUAUCAUGAUCGGCCACCUCUCAGUAGGCCCAACGCUGAUUUUGUAUGAUGGCUCCCCUUUGUGGCCCACUGCGAAGCACUUGACGAAGAUUGCCGCUUACCAUCGCGUCUCGUACUGGGGCUGCUCGCCUCGCUACCUCCAGGAGCUUGAGAUGACCAGGUGCAUCCCCAAGGAGGAGUUCGACCUGUCCUCGUUAAGAAUGGUUCAGACCGGUGGUUCUCACUUGGGUGCAGACCAGUAUCACUGGUUUUAUCGAGCAUUUCCUUCUCGCGUCCACCUCACGAGUGUGACAGGAGGCACUGAUCUGGUUACUUCGUGGAUUGGAACUGACCCGGCCGGGCCACUUUACCCGGGCGAGAUUCAGCUCCCAAUGUUAGGUCAGGAUGUGGACGUCGCGGACCCGAUCACAGGUAAAUCAAUCAGUACGACAGGCAAGCAGGGUGAAUUCGUGUGUCGACAGCCCUUCCCUUCGAUGCCGGUGUUUUUCUGGGGCGAUGAAAACGGAGCCAAGUAUAAAAGCACCUAUUUUGACAAAUUCGAAAAUUGUUGGGCUCAACAUGACUGGGCUAGCUAUAAUACCCAGACCAAGGGAUGGCAGAUCCAUGGCAGAAGUGACGGCGUGUUGAAUCCACAGGGCAUUCGAUUCGGAUCUUCCGAUAUCUACUCGAUCAGUGAAUCCGCACCCUUUAACGAAAUUAUUUCAGCCACUCUAUGUAUCGGCAGACGGAGACCCGAUGAUUCGGACGAAGAGGUCUUCUUGUUUGUCGUCAUGCAGUCCGGUAGGCAAUUCUCCAACCACCUCGCCCUGGAGCUGAAGGAUGCGAUCCGUAAGGGGCUAAGCAGCAAGCACGUUCCUCGGUUCAUCAUCGGCGUCUCGGAGGUUCCGGUGACUAUCAAUGGCAAAAAGAUUGAAAAUUUGGUGAAGCAAGUGGUAUCCACAGGUCAGUUGCCAAGAACGAUCAGCAGCACAGUGGCCAAUCCAGGUUGUUUGAAUCACUUUAAGCAGUACUACGCAAUCGAGAGAGCGAAGGAAGACAGAAGCAAGCUAUAG